This is a messenger RNA of Vicia faba (fava bean), 1458 nucleotides long. Lineage: Eukaryota; Viridiplantae; Streptophyta; Magnoliopsida; Fabales; Fabaceae. The record is from the annotation of a GenBank genome assembly.
AUGGCGGGUGGAGUUUUAGUUGCUUCAACAAAUGGAAGGCAAUAUGAAGGAAAGGUUACAAUGUUUGUUUUGGUCACAUGUUUGGUGGCGGCCAUGGGGGGUCUACUUUUUGGUUAUGAUCUUGGUAUUACAGGAGGAGUGACUUCCAUGGAACCAUUUUUGGUUAAAUUCUUUCCUGGUGUUUACAAACAAAUGAAAGAUGAAUCUGGACACGAGAGCCAAUAUUGCAAAUUUGACAACGAGCUCCUUACUUUGUUCACAUCUUCCUUGUACCUUGCGGCUUUAAUAGCUUCUUUCUUUGCUUCCACAACUACAAGAAUGUUAGGACGCAAGGCCUCAAUGUUUGUAGGUGGCUUGUUUUUCCUUAUUGGAUAUUGUAAUCAGUCAGUUCCAGUGUAUUUGUCUGAAAUGGCUCCAGCAAAGAUUAGAGGUGCGCUCAACAUGGGCUUCCAAAUGAUGAUCACUAUUGGAAUCCUAGGGGCAAACAUUAUCAACUACUUUACUUCUAAUCUUGAGAGUGGAUGGAGAAUUUCUUUGGGUAUCGGAGCUGUCCCUGCAAUUCUGUUGUGUAUAGGAUCUUUUUUCUUAGGUGACACGCCAAACUCUAUGAUUGAAAGGGGACAAAAAGAAGGAGCUAAGAAAAUGUUGCAAAAUAUUCGUGGCAUUGAUAAUGUCGAUGAGGAGUUCCAAGAUCUAAUUGAUGCUAGUGAGGAAGCCAAAAAGGUGGAACAUCCGUGGAAGAAUAUUACACAAUUGAGAUACAGACCUCAACUAACAUUUUGCUCUCUUAUUCCAUUCUUCCAGCAACUCACAGGCAUCAAUGUUAUCAUGUUUUAUGCCCCUGUCCUUUUCAAAACUUUGGGCUUUGGAAACAAUGCUUCCCUCAUGUCUGCAGUAAUUACCGGAGGUGUCAAUGUUCUUGCUACUUUUGUUUCCAUCUUCACUGUGGACAAGUUUGGAAGAAAGAUUUUGUUUCUUGAAGGUGGUGUCCAAAUGUUUAUUUGUCAGAUUAUUGUUGGAAGCAUGAUUGCUAUCAAGUUUGGAGUUAGCGGUGAAGGCUCAUUUACACAUAUUGAAGCUAAUCUUCUUUUGUUCUUCAUAUGUUUGUAUGUUUCCGCAUUUGCAUGGUCUUGGGGUCCAUUGGGAUGGUUAGUUCCUAGUGAAAUAUGCUCUCUUGAGGUUCGCUCUGCAGGUCAAGCUACCAAUGUUGCUGUGAACAUGUUGUUCACCUUUUUCAUUGCUCAAGUUUUUCUUACUAUGCUUUGUCACUUGAAGUUUGGAAUUUUCUUCUUCUUUGCUGGCUUUGUUCUUAUAAUGACAAUUUUCAUUGUCAUGUUUUUUCCCGAGACAAAUAAUGUCCCAAUUGAAGAAAUGAAUAAAGUGUGGAAGUCUCAUUGGUUUUGGACAAAGUUUGUUCCAGAUGGUGUCGUUGAUCAAGACCAUAAGGUUGUUGCUUGA